CGCCGCCCGGAGCUGCUCUGGUCACGCCUCACCCCGGUAACCUCGCAUGCGUCUCGCCUGUGUUCCUUGAAGGGUGACCUUCUCUGCCACUCUCCUUGAAAGGCGUGCUUUUGUUUUUACUUUUCUUUUUAGAUAGUCGAUAUGGCAGGCGUGGCGGGCGUAGAUAGCCCGGGGAUGCGCUGGGUAUCGCUGUGACAAGGGGCAGAUCUCGGCGGCCAGCUGUGGCGCUGCUGCGGGCAGAUAAUGCUCGGCAAACUGUCGGGAGAGCAAACGGAGACCCGCCGAUACCAUCAGUGCGGCAUUAAGCUGUGGCUGUAAAUAAAUGUGCAUCCUGUGUUGCUGUUGCUCGGAUUACUUUUAAAGAGACUUUUCAGCAUUUUGGGCGCACGGUAGUUACCAUGAGCUCGGGAAUCCUUGUGGGCUCGGCGAUAUGGCAGGACAGCAGCCGGCGUGUGGCUCACAGGCUGACGCCGCUGCUGCGGGGGACGCGCUUUGCUUCUGUAGCCGCCAGCCUCGGAGCACAUCCAUGGCCGGCACCGGGGCCCCGGACUCCUCUCAGGUUAAGGAUCGGGGGCCGAGCCGCUGGAAGCGUGUCCGGGGUGCUGUCGGUGUCCCGCCCGGGUGCCGGCCUCCAGUGGCACAGGCUGACAGCCCCGUCACCUUUCUGGCUUUCCGCCUGCUUCUACGGCACAUCAGCCAGACAGGCGCUGGCGGGGCAGCAGGAGCAGAAGAAAGGGGACGUCAGAAGUCAGCCGGCGGUGCAGGCGAGCGCAAAGAUCAGCCGGUUACCCUCCGACGACCUCCGCAGGAUCCUGCGGCUCGCCUAUCCGGAGCGCUGGAGGCUGGCAGCGUCUGUGAGCUUCCUCCUCGUCUCCAGCACGGUCACUAUGUCAGCACCCUUCUUCUUGGGCCGGGUGAUCGACAGCAUCUCUACGAGCUCUGGGACAGAAUUCAAUGCCUCGCUCACGUCCCUCUGUGCCAUGCUGACCGGGGUCUUCCUCAUGGGGGCUGCCGCCAACGCCGCCAGGGUCUAUCUCAUGCAGAUCUCCGGAGCGCAGAUUGUGAGAAACUUACGCGAAUCCCUUUUUUCCUCGAUUUUGAGGCAGGAGUUGGGCUUCUUCGACGCGACGCGCACCGGCGAGCUCGUUAACCGCCUGUCGGCUGACACGACGCUCGUAGGGCGCUCUGUCACCGACAAUCUCUCCGACGGGCUCCGAGCCGUCGCCCAGGCAACGGCAGGAGUCGGCAUGAUGUUUUACGUCUCCCCCAGUUUGGCUUCUUUCGUGUUGAUGAUAGUGCCCCCGGUGGCCUUGCUGGCUGUGGUGUACGGGAGGUACCUGCGCUCCCUCUCCAAGCGCACGCAGGACGCCCUGGCAGAUGCCACGCAGCUGGCCGAGGAGCGAAUCGGCAACCUGAGGACGGUGCGUGCCUUCGGGAAGGAGCUGGCUGAGGUGGAGAAGUACGGCGAGAAGGUGGAGCACGUCCUGCACCUGCUCAGGAAGGAUGCUUUGAUGCGGGGGGGCUUCUUCGGAAUGACCGGCCUGAGUGGGAAUCUGAUGAUCCUGAUGGUGCUGUACAAAGGCGGCCUCCUUAUGGGCAGUGAGAACCUCACCAUGGGCGAGCUCUCCGCCUUCCUGAUGUACUCCUUUUGGGUGGGAGUCAGCGUGGCAGGUCUCAGCUCGUUCUACUCGGAGCUGAUGAAGGGUUUUGGAGCCGGAUCUCGCCUCUGGGAGCUUCUGGAUAGAAAGCCUGAGUUUUCCAUCAACGAGGGUGUGGAGCUGAGGCUGGAGCAGCUGCGGGGGGAGCUGGAGUUCCGUGACGUGUCCUUCGCCUACCCCACCCGCAGGGACGCGCCCAUCUUCCAGCACCUGGACCUGGCGGUUCCGGCCGGCUCGGUCAUGGCGGUGGUGGGCUCCAGCGGCACGGGGAAGUCCACCCUGGUGUCCUUGCUGCUCAGGCUCUACGACACCGACUCGGGAUCGAUCACCAUCGAUGGCCACGAUAUCCGAGACCUGAGUCCCUAUUGGCUGAGAAAGCAUAUUGGCACCGUCAGUCAGGAGCCGGUGCUGUUCUCCUGCUCUGUCGCGGAGAACAUCGCGUAUGGGGCACCGGACCCCAGCCUGGUGACGGCCGAGGAGAUCCACCAGGCCGCCCGCAUGGCCAAUGCCCACGACUUCGUCCAGGACUUUCCCCUGGGCUUCGACACCGUGGUGGGUGAGAAGGGCGUGCUGCUCUCAGGGGGUCAGAAGCAGAGGAUUGCUAUUGCCCGAGCUUUGCUUAAGAAUCCUAAGAUUCUCCUGCUGGAUGAAGCUACCAGCGCCCUGGACUCGGAGAAUGAGCUGCUGGUGCAGGAGGCCCUGGAGCGGCUGAUGCAUGGGCGCACGGUGCUCAUCAUCGCCCACCGCCUGUCGACCAUCCAGAGUGCCGACGCCGUGGCGGUUCUGGGCCAGCGGCGCGUGCUGGAGUGCGGACCCCGGGUCCAGCUGCUGGCCGACCCACAUGGCCACUUCAGCAGGCUGAUGGAGAGGCAGGCGUUGCUGCAGAACGGCCACAAGCAGGCGCUGUAUGAGUAGGAGCCCCCCCCGGCCCAGGGUAGCCCCCCCCAUCCAUUUCUCCACAGUAACAUCAGGCUCUUUUCGACAUUUUGUACUAUUUCUGCUUUUUGUACUUGCUGGAAAAACUUGAAGUGGAUUAUCAUUUUUUAAUGUUUAUUAGUAGUUUAUUUUUUUAAAGGUGUUUUCAGGGAGGGCACCUUUAAGGGGGCUUCCCUCAUUCUCCUGUACAGAUCUCUAAAUGACCUGCCCUCCCAUGACUCUUACAUACAGUCUGGCGACCGGAGAGACAGAUGACGCACAUCUGCUAUUGGGACGUAGGCCUCCACCCAGCAUGGGGGGGGGGGUGGGUUGGAGUGUGUUAAUCUCACUGCUAACGAGGUGCCAUUAACGUAGCAGACACUGUGUUAAUCUCACUGGUAACGAGGUGCCAUUAACGUAGCAGACACUGUGUUAAUCUCACUGGUAACGAGGCGCCACUAAUAUGGCAAACAGCACCUUCAGGAUGGACUCGGGAUGCCAUAUUGAGAAUAAAAUCUCACUGUGCUCUCAGGUCAGAGGUCAGGCAGCCCCCCCCCCGGCUUUUGCCACCAUUCAUUUUCUAAAGACUAAUUAGCGUUUCUUUCAUGCUCUUCUGAUACCUGUUAGGUUCCGAUUGUUUCAGGGCUCUUACUUUCUGACUCACUCCAUCUGCGCCAAAGCCGCCGACGCCGACGUGCUGGGGUGGGACAUGCAGCCGGUGUCCAAAGGAGCCCCGAAUAGGACUGUUUGUGUCACAUUUAUCACCCAGGAGGGGGGUCGCGCCCAUGUCCAGCAGCUGCUCCUCGUGCCGGCCCAUAAAUUAGGAGUGAACCCCAGUUGAAGGCAUUAAUUACGUCCCAUAAAUGAUUGGACAGAGGACACUUUAAACCUCAUGCGAUCUGACGCACUGAGUUUUGGACUUAAGUGAGACGUGGACGGCCCAGUCAGGGCUGAUGAGGGGUCGGAACAGGGGGCCUUGCUGGGUGGGUUUCAUUCCAGAUUUAAAGACUGGACCGGCACUGAGAACCAUAAAACGUGAUCGGACUGCUGCUGCUCCACUGCGGAGAUCUGAUCGCCGUGGUCGGGAACCAAAAAUGCUGUCACUCCUGCAGAGGAAUGUUUAUGAUUUAUAAUGUUUUACUAAAGUUAAGAAUGUGCUUUUCAAAUUUCAGCUAUUUCACAGUAAAAGGCUGUAUUUGGAAAAAAAGUUACUGCGGUUGACAAAUGUCUAUUUUUAAGCUGAAUUACGAUAUGUGGAAGAUGAUUAUUUACGGAAUAAAGUUAAUUUAAAGCAAAGAUCUAUUUAACAAACAUAAGAGGAACAGGGAAAAAGUUGCCUUUGUAUUUUGUAAAAAUGCGUUUGUAAUGAGACCGUUUCGUUUGCCAGGGUGAUGGUUUUUGCUGCUUGGGUUAAUGAUAGACAAGAGACUUAAACCGAAGAUAUAAAUCUGACUUUUCUUUAAACUCCUUACAUUUUUAAGUCAAUGUAUAACAUAUAUCUAUCUUAGUGAUAGUUAAUCAACUAAUAAAAUUUGGAAGUAUAA
Molecule: messenger RNA, 4117 nt
Organism: Paramormyrops kingsleyae
Lineage: Eukaryota; Metazoa; Chordata; Actinopteri; Osteoglossiformes; Mormyridae
Gene: abcb10
Product: ATP-binding cassette, sub-family B (MDR/TAP), member 10
Biological process (GO): oligopeptide export from mitochondrion
Cellular component (GO): mitochondrial inner membrane
Molecular function (GO): ATP binding; ABC-type oligopeptide transporter activity; ATP hydrolysis activity
Source: RefSeq, a predicted model, not a curated record